This is a messenger RNA of Pseudocercospora fijiensis CIRAD86, 2334 nucleotides long. RefSeq lists its product as uncharacterized. NCBI's taxonomy places the organism in Eukaryota, Fungi, Ascomycota, Dothideomycetes, Mycosphaerellales, Mycosphaerellaceae. The annotation marks the transcript as partial. Gene Ontology annotation, molecular function: ADP binding; protein binding. The record is from RefSeq and is a predicted model, not a curated record. The transcript is spliced from 5 exons.
UUAACGCCAAUCCUUGACAGAUUCGAGCUCCCCCAACAGAAAGCCCGUUUGCCAUGUUUCAUGGUCGAAGGGCGAACGAGGAACCGAGACUUUUGCGGCCGCAGCGAGAUCCUUCAGCAACUUGACAAGACAUUACUUCCUGGUCUAGGUGCGCCAGCUGCCCCGAGGCAUGUGGCAAUUUUCGGAAAGCCCGGUGAGGGCAAAACGGCCAUUGCAAACGAAUUUGUUUUCACCAGGAAAAAUGAGUUUGAUGCGGUCUUCUGGAUCAGGGCAGAGAGUGAGGCAAAAUUAAAACAAGAUCUCGCGAAUAUUGCUAAUGCCUUGCACCUCCAGAGUCAGACCACCGGGAGCGAGGUUUCCACCGAGGGCCGGGAGAUCGCCAAAGCUUGGCUCAUGAAUGCUGUUAAAGAAGGCGUUGCUGACGUUAACGUUGUCGAAAGUGCAAAUUGGCUCCUAGUGCUUGAUAACUGCAACGAUGUCGACUUGAUGGAUGACCUCUGGGAAGUGCUGGAGUUCGGAUCUGUGCUGAUGACUAGCACUAAUCCGAAAUCGGCGAUGGCUCUUUCUGAGAAUCAACUCAGUAUCGACCUAAAAGGGUUUACAGAGUCGCAGUCGAUUGAGGUAUUGGAACAUAUCGCGAAGCUGAAAAUAUCCCCGGAGCAGGUAAGUGAGGCCAGAGCAAUAGUGCAACCGCUUGGAGGAUGGGCUCUGGCACUCCGCCAGAUGGCCUGCUUGAUACGGUACGAGCAUCUGUCCUUGAGAGAAUUCAAGCAAAGAUACGAAAGCUUGGAUGAAAGGACCGAGCUGCAGCAGCGAGAAACUCAUGGUCCUGCCGAGUCUUAUCCCUUCACAGUAGCAUCGAUCCUCGCCAAGGAUGCGAUAUCUCCGAGAAGUUUGGCAUUGCUUGAAGUCUGCUCCAUGCUAGACCCGGACACUAUUCACGAAGAGCUAUUCGCAUCUACCCAGCAAAUGUCAGACAUCCUGUCAGACUUUCCGAUCUACAGAAAGGGAACGUACUAUAGCGAUCGAGCCGAAAUCAUCCGACUUUCUCUCGUUGGUGUCGAUCCAGAUACCAAUGUGUGGACGAUCCAUAGGAUGGUUCAGGAAGCAAUACGCGGUCAAUUGACCAUUCAACGGUUCCGAGCCACGUUUGGCUUUGCCACAAAACUGGUGUGCAAUGCCUGGGGCCUCGAAAACCCGGCAGAGAAACGGCACUCUGUCAAGCUUUGGGGUCAUCGUUCCAAAUGGUUCCCUCAUAUACUUCGCUUGCAGGACCUGUAUCAAAGCUACGCCGGCGCUGGAUGUAUCGAGCCUUCCCGUGAGCUUGCUCAAAUUCUCAGCGAAGGCGGCACAUAUCAGCAUGAGAUCAGCAUGCUACAUGUUGCCGGGGUCAUGCUCCGGGCUGCGAAAUCGGUGUUCGAGUCGCUACCAGAAACGGAAACUCGAGACAUUCAGGCCAUGGACAUUAUAAGCGACAUUUACUACGGUCUUGGAGCAUGGGCAAACGAGACAAACCACGGCGAAGAGUGUCUGACGUUCAACAAAUCGCUUGUCGCAUUGCGAUGCAAUCUAAUGAAGCGUGGUGAGCCGCUCAGUCUCAGAACAGCGAUGGCUUACAACCAACGCGGAACUGGACACAUGAUGGUCAAAGACUACGCUUCAGCAAUCGAGGAUUUCACAAGCUCAAGAGCUCACUUUAAGACGCUCAGAUUAGAGGUCAAAUGCGCCGAUUCGAUACCUACUGUGAAUUUAGCGGUGGCUCACUGGCUGACUGGCGACUUGACCACGGCCAACGAUCUGCUGGAGAACGGGCUUGCUGCUCGUGAGGCGGCAUUCGGAAAAGACGACACUGACUCAUUUCGCACUGGCCGAUUUCUGCACACACUUGGUAAUUUGAGAUCCGACCAGUCCGCAAUGGCUUCAGAUCCGGCGGAACGUGUUGCUCUGAUGGAGGAAUCGUAUCGUUAUCAUCAGAGAGCGCUUUCCCAAUAUCAAGCUACGAUUGGCAUUCAUCAUCAUCGAACAGCAGACGUAUGCCAUCGUGUGGCCGAUCAUUGCAUACAACGGAAAUGCUUUGAUCAAGCCCGACAAUUUAUUGAGCAAGCAUUCAGGAUUUGGCAUGCCGACGAAGCAUCCUUCCGUAAUGAGAUUGCUCGCACAAUUUUCCUCAAAGCCCGUCUUGAGGAGCGUGCUGGAAAUAACUUUGAGGCUGGAGCUUUGCGUGAGAGGGCGGCAGAACUUCGCUCUAGAAUUGUCAAUGAGCAGCACAAGAAGUCACCCUCGGAACUGGAGUCCAAAGACUUUGACGAGCUUGUGACAUUUUGGUCCAGAUAA